Molecule: messenger RNA, 929 nt
Organism: Amaranthus tricolor (Joseph's coat)
Lineage: Eukaryota; Viridiplantae; Streptophyta; Magnoliopsida; Caryophyllales; Amaranthaceae
Exons: 3
Coding region: 220-612 (130 amino acids)
Biological process (GO): translation
Cellular component (GO): mitochondrial large ribosomal subunit
Molecular function (GO): structural constituent of ribosome
Source: RefSeq, a predicted model, not a curated record
UACACAUAGAAGUAUUGGAUUUGGAUGGAUACGGAGAAAACGAGUCCACUUCCCGUUUCUCAUUCUUCACUACCUCAGGAGCUCACUCCUCUUGCCAUUUUUGGGGGAAAUUGAUUCAUUUCACAAACUUGUUUGAUUCCAUUCCCAAACAAGAAUUGCACAAAAAUUUAACCCUACUCAAACCUCUGUUUGAUUUAGUGGCAAUUACAACCGAUAUUCAUGGCUUCUACAUUGAGAGUUGGAUUACAGAAAGGUAUUCAGUAUAAAGAAAUAGUUAAUGGAAGCUUGUUUACUUUGACAAGAUUCAUCCAUGGUUUUGCGCUUCCACCAUCAAUGGACUCCACACUAUCUCCCCCUUUGACUCUACCUCAUCAGUCUGAUUCCGAUUAUUCAUGCCAAUAUCCGGGUUUUGCUCCUGGCGGCGGAUCCAUGGAUCUAACGGCUGUUCCCAAAAAGAAGGUUUCAAAACACAAAAGAGGCAUUAGAAAUGGACCGAAGGCUUUGAAGCCUACUCCUGUUAUAAUCCGAUGCAAGAGUUGCGGCCGUGUGAAAUUGCCACAUUUCUAUUGUUGCGGAGGUCGCAGGGAAGAUCUCGGAGAUGCAGCUAAUUGAUUCAGUUCUUUGCUUCAACAGCAUAAGUUUUCUUCAUAACCGCAUCGCCAUUUAAAAUCAAACUCAGAAGUUGCUAGAGUUGAAUGUGCCAUUAGCAUAUGCUUAGAAUAAUAAUGCUUCUAUUUGGGUAUUUGGUUUGUUUGACACGACUAUGAAAUCAUUACAAGAGUUAAUCGCAAACAACCUAUUUGUUUUUAUAUGGGUAAGUUGCAAUUUGCAUACAUCAGAUCUUUGAACCUUGUCUAGGUGAGAGUCACUUGACAUUGGAUAACUAUAUGAUGAUGAUGAAAUAUCGAUAAUUGAUACAAUUCUUGGAA